UAAAUAUUAAUAGCGAUAUGUUUACUGACUAAAACAUAUUUUGUAUUUACAAUAAGGAAAAACACAUAGUAUAACAAUUCACUUUUAUUAUUAUUACAAUUAUUAUUAUUACUAUUAUUAUUAUUUUUAUUAUUAUUAUUAUUAUUAUUGUUUUUUAUUAUUAUAAUUAUUAUUAUCUAACCAUUUAAAGUAGCAUAAAAACACUGUUUGCAGGAUAAAUUCUAAUCAAAAUACAACACAAUAUGUAUAUGUGUAAUGUUUAGUUUACACAAUGAUAAAUUGAUUAUGUGACAGGAGCAGGACAGGAACGUUUUUUUUGCAGAGCAGAUCUGAGAUCUAAAAGCCUCCUUUUAAAAUGCAACCAGGAACAUUUCCAAUAAAAUUCUGCCUGCGGCAUAAAAUCCCAGAGAUGCUCCUACAAAUAAACUGGCACAGUGAUUUAUCAUUUUUCUUUGCAUAAUAUUUCAUUAGGAUUGGAUUUUGCCAAGAAAAGCUUGGCUUCCACAUCCGGGUAUUUUGACCCUAGCGCGUGCUAUUGGCCUGAGCCGAGUCUCGUGAUCAAAGAAACUUUGCAGGCUCCGCUUUAGUGCUGUGAGGGGUGGGCUUUUACAGAGCAGUAAAACGACACAAAGAAGGAAAAUUUAUUUCUUCCCCCUCCCUAAAUUAAUGAUCAUGAGCUCGUAUUUGAUGAACUCGAACUACAUCGAUCCUAAAUUUCCUCCGUGCGAAGAAUAUUCACAAAAUGACUACAUCAGUGCUGAAUGUUACAGACGCGCUCGCGACGCCGACUACCAGCAGGAGUUAUUAUAUCCUCAAAGUGUCACCUACCAGGAGGGCAAAUAUGAGUGUGAAAGCAUUCCUGAGCACGGGGGGAAUUUACACGGGGCAAAAACAUACACACCUCCGACUGCUGCCCCUGCCACCCAGACCACUGCCCCUGAAGUGCCCUCCGACAGCAAAGCGCCUGUGGUGUAUCCCUGGAUGAGAAAACUCCACUCCGGUGCAGCAAACUUUGGUUCUGAGCCGAAGCGUUCCCGCACUGCUUACACUCGGCAGCAGAUCCUCGAGCUCGAGAAGGAGUUUCACUACAGCAGAUACUUAACCAGAAGGAGAAGAAUCGAGAUCGCCAACACGCUGUGUCUGAACGAGAGGCAGAUCAAAAUCUGGUUUCAGAACCGCAGAAUGAAAUGGAAGAAGGAUCACAGGUUACCCAACACCAAGGUCCGACCUUCAUCCUCCUCUUCUUCCUCCUCUUCUUCAAAUGAUGCAGCGCGAGACCAGGACUUCACAAAAAUUUAGACUCGAAAGACAUUUCAUGGACACCAGAGCGCGACUAAAAACAAUUUCAUACUUUCUUCUUUUAAUUAGAAAACAAAUGUUAAUUUAUUUCAGUGUAUUUAUUUGUUUUUAAAACAAAAUUCAUUAAUAUUGCUGACUCUUAAGUAUUUAUUUCGUAUUGUCUUUAUAUUAAUAUUUAAACAGGACAGAUUCUAUCCAAUAUCCAACAUUUGCACAGUGUUGCUUAUUUAUAUCAUUAGAUUCUUUAUUUUUUUUUUACCGUUUUCUUGAAUGUAAUUAAUAUAAAGAUGUAUAGCCUGUUGUAAUAUGAGGAAACUUACAACAACAACAAAAAUAGACAUUUUUCUUUUAGGUUUUGUGCCGCGGACUGUUUCAUUUUAUUUAAACGCGUAGAAAAAUCAUGUGAAAUGCACUUGCUGUUAUUUGGUGCUAUACGUGAUUGUGGUCAAUAAAGGUUGCUAUUGCAUCUAA
Silurus meridionalis is the source of this 1770-nucleotide messenger RNA. RefSeq names its product homeobox protein Hox-C4-like. Gene Ontology annotation, molecular function: DNA-binding transcription factor activity, RNA polymerase II-specific; RNA polymerase II cis-regulatory region sequence-specific DNA binding. Bases 667 to 1299 code for a protein of 210 amino acids. The transcript has 2 exons. Gene Ontology annotation, cellular component: nucleus. Lineage: Eukaryota; Metazoa; Chordata; Actinopteri; Siluriformes; Siluridae. The record is from RefSeq and is a predicted model, not a curated record. Gene Ontology annotation, biological process: embryonic skeletal system morphogenesis; anterior/posterior pattern specification; regulation of transcription by RNA polymerase II.